Molecule: messenger RNA, 909 nt
Organism: Nerophis lumbriciformis (worm pipefish)
Lineage: Eukaryota; Metazoa; Chordata; Actinopteri; Syngnathiformes; Syngnathidae
Source: RefSeq, a predicted model, not a curated record
AUGGAGCUCAGUGAGUCCCAUUCAGAGAGAACAUUUGAGGUGUACAGACACUCAAUUCACUCGCUCCCCGGUGUGCUUCAGAACUUCAUCGAACCAGACAACAAUGAAGGCCCGUUCCACACAAGCAGUGCCCAAGAAGAGGUGUCGUCGUGCUCGAUCCAGAACUCUUCACCAGACUUUGCAUGGGUGCUGGUUUGCUUGUUGCAGUUCUGCGAGAUGUCUGUAGACAUGCGUCCUUUCCUGCCUGCUCUGCUUUUUAUGGUGGCUCACGUGAUCCUCCACAGCCAUGCUCAAGAGGCUGGUGUGUCUGAAGCGUGGACCAGCAGGUCGUGCAAAUGUGACUGUGACGAAGGUGUGGCGCCAACAGAGUUCUCCUCCAUUAGUGCUUCCUCAGUUAGAGGUGUGGACUGCAUGCCAGAGUGUCCGUACCACAAACCUCUGGGCUUCGAGGCAGGAUCAGUGAGUCCAGACCAGAUCACCUGCUCCAACGAGGACCAAUACAGCGGAUGGUUUGCCUCUUGGUUGCCUAGCAAGGCUCGGCUCAACAGUCAAGGUUUUGGGUGUGCUUGGCUGUCCAAGUUCCAAGACAACAGUCAAUGGCUGCAGAUUGACCUGAGGGAGGUCACAGUGGUCUCCGGGAUUCUCACUCAAGGCCGUUGCGACGCCGACGAGUGGGUUACCAAGUACAGCGUGCAGUACCGCACUGAUGACAAACUCAACUGGAUCUAUUACAAAGACCAAACUGGAAACAAUAGGGUGUUUUACGGAAACUCUGAUCGCUCAUCGUCUGUGCAGAACCUCCUGCGGCCGCCCAUCGUAGCGCGCUACAUCCGCAUCCUUCCCUUGGGUUGGCACACACGCAUUGCUCUGCGUCUGGAGCUGCUGCUCUGCAUGAACAAAUGUGCCUGA